AGUCUGAAGCGCGUCUGCGUCUCAAGCAUGAGCAGCCAUGGCAGCAGCAGCAGCACCCCCAGCACGGGUUCCCCUUCUCUCCACCGAAACUUGUUUGUGCUCCUGCUGGUGUGGCUCCUGGCGUGUGUGUGUGUGUCGAGUGUCUCGGGUGCGCCCCGCUCCCCGUCCCCCUGCAGCGCCUCUCUAAAGCAGAGCUUGAAGAUCGCUCGCAUGCUGCACACUGAGACUGGAAAACUCCUCCAGACAUACAGAGCCAAUCAGGGCGAGGGCGUGGAGUUCAUCUGCCAGGCGCAGUCGGAGGGCGUGCCCGAGGCGACGGUGUUCGGCCAGGACUGGACGGAGCGGCUGAGCGGCGUGCACCUGCGCCUGCACGAGUUUGCGCCGCACCUGCGCCACGUGUGCGAGCAGCAGGCGGAGCUGCAGCCGCCGGGCUCCAGGCUGCUGGGCGAGCUGGCCCAGGUUCAGCUGCGCGUGCCCCACCUCGCCUCCUCCCUCCACGGCCUGCUGGAGCUCCUGCUGCCCAACAGCGUCCUGGAGCCUCCGGGCCCCACGGGCCAGCCCCCCCUGCCCCCCCUCAACAGCUUCCAGCAGAAGGCGUACGGCUGUAGCGUGCUCACGCGCUUCCGCAACUUCCUGUCCAACAGCCAGAAGGAACUCAAGGCCCUUAGAGGCGUGGCCUGCAAGCGAGCAGUGCGGCUGAUUGGACAGCACAGACUCUGACCACACCCCCCCCGGACUGACCCUGUUUGUCCACACUGUGUUGUUUUUAUAUCUUUCUAUUUAUUAGCCGUUAUUAUUAUUUAUUGUAUGCCACAUGAUAAUUAUUAUUAUUAUUAUACGAAAUGUGCUAUGUUUAUAUAGUAGAAAUUAUAUUUUUGUUCUAAACAUGAGCCCUGCUGGCCCGGGCUCUUGCUGAUAGAAUCAGCAGCAGAAUGAUUUGUCUGUCUCAUACACACACACACACACACACACACACACACACACACACACGUGUUUCUAAACGAGUCACUUUUGAUGGGUUUGUUGUUUACUGCCUAAGUGCCUAAAUAUCUGCUUUAAAUUAGACAAAACACACAAAAGAACCACCUGCUGACCGACAAGACCUUUCAAUCGGUCACUGGGUCAGCUCGGAGAUUGUGAGAUAAAGGACUGAUAAUGCUCUCAUUAUGACAGGGGAUGACUGCAGUUUUUCUGCAAUGUGAAAAAUGAUAUUAAAAUAAAAAGGGAACUGGAUGAAUGGGUGUGUUCAAAGUGUGUGUGUGUGUGUGUGUGUGUGAGUGUGUGUUUGUUCCACUGGGCAGACAGAAGCAUGACACACCAACUGCUGAGGGCUUCUCACAGGUCUGUCUGUAGACUGUCUCUGAGACAUCGUGUGUGUGAGAGUGCGCAUACUCUGUGUACAAAGGUUUAGGUAGUGUGUACUUGUGUGUAAAAGCAGAGAUGUGUACGGGUCUGUAUGCAUGUCUCUGCCGAGUGUGUGCUUGGGUGUGUGUGAGUGGGGAAGUGGUGUGUGGGUGAUCUCACUUGUGGGUGACGCACGUCUAAGAGCAGCGCAGCUUCAGAUAGGAAAGACUUUAUGCAAGAGACCGACUGGCUUGUCACAAGGUCCAGCUUGAACAUCCCCUCCUGCU
Molecule: messenger RNA, 1631 nt
Organism: Sardina pilchardus (European sardine)
Lineage: Eukaryota; Metazoa; Chordata; Actinopteri; Clupeiformes; Clupeidae
Gene: m17
Product: IL-6 subfamily cytokine M17
Exons: 3
Coding region: 28-720 (230 amino acids)
Biological process (GO): negative regulation of neuron apoptotic process; ciliary neurotrophic factor-mediated signaling pathway
Molecular function (GO): ciliary neurotrophic factor receptor binding
Source: RefSeq, a predicted model, not a curated record